Messenger RNA from Coccinella septempunctata (seven-spotted ladybird), 1790 nucleotides. Its product is annotated as pickpocket protein 28-like. The coding region runs from base 87 to 1694 and encodes 535 amino acids. Gene Ontology annotation, molecular function: ligand-gated sodium channel activity. The transcript has 9 exons. The record is from RefSeq and is a predicted model, not a curated record. Gene Ontology annotation, cellular component: membrane. Gene Ontology annotation, biological process: sodium ion transmembrane transport. NCBI's taxonomy places the organism in Eukaryota, Metazoa, Arthropoda, Insecta, Coleoptera, Coccinellidae.
CCAAGUAAAAGUACCUAAGCGAUUAAUUCACUGAGAAUUCAUUCUAUUUACAGUUUUUCGAGCCCCACAAACUGACAGUGGACAACAUGAACUGUUCGGCUUCUACCAGUAAUGGUGAAGAAGAUAAUCAUACAGACGCUAAAGCUGGACAUAAAAAUUUCAAAGCUUACAUCCGAGAAUAUUGUGAAAGUUCCAGUAUUCAGGGACUAUCAUAUUUCUCCAACAAAUUAUCUUUUCCUGAAGGAUGCUGGUGGACCAUCGCUUUUAUAUUGUGCCUAAGCGGCUGUUCUUUCAUGAUAAAAGAGAUCGUUGAUAAAUGGAACAAUUCGCCAGUUCUCUUCUCGCUGGCAACGAUGGAAACACCUAUUUAUAAAGUACCAUUUCCAGCUGUGACGAUUUGCCCAGAAACGAAAAUUUCAAGGCAGUGUGUCAACUAUUCAACAGUGCUCAGACUGAGAAAUAAUGGAACAUUGGAUAGAGUCCCGGAAGAAGAAAUGAAUUACUACGACCAUAUGGCACCACUGUGUAGAUUAGAAAAUCACGUGAAUUCUAGUAAGGAUCGUUCACUGGAAGACUUCACCUCAUUUUUGAAUGAAUGCAAAAGUGUCGAUCUUCGGCAAUCGUUCUGCGAAUACAUGGGAAGGAUUGUGAACUGCUCAAGAAUACUUUCACCUAUUAUAACGGAUGAUGGACUCUGUUAUUCCUUCAAUAUGUUAGACGUCCGAGAUAUUUACAGCGACAUCAAUCGAAUGGAAUAUUACCAAGGUCAUGGAAGGAGAACUGAAUGGAAUGUAGAAGACGGUUAUCCAAACAACGAAACUGGAAAUGCCUUCCCGUUCCGAACCUUCGAAACUGGAGCAACAAAAUCGUUAGUAGUUACCAUGUUAACUAAAAAAUCUGAAGUUUACGCCUCCUGUCAAGAUUUUACUCUGCAAGGUCUCAAGGUGUCAAUACAUACACCAUCCACGAUUCCACGCCCUAAUCAGGUCUCAUUUCCAGCAGGAUUCGAUGAAAUUGUAUCAGUUGCUGUGAAUAUAGAUAUGUAUACAACAACGGAAGAAGUAAAAACAUAUAAUCCUCGCAAAAGAAAUUGCUUUUUCGACAAUGAAAGAAAGCUCAGAUACUUUAAAUCUUACAGCCAGAGUAAUUGCGAUAUGGAGUGCUGGACGAACUAUACCAUACAAGAAUGUGGAUGUGUCCAUUUCUAUAUGCCUCGAGAUGAAAACACAACUAUUUGUAGCCUCUCGAAAAUACAAUGCUUGCAUGACGCAGAAGACUCCUAUGCUCUAUCCACAUUUCCUACCAAAAACCGAAUUGGCGAAAAGACGAGAGGAAAACUCAAUGGAAACUGUGAAUGCCUGCCAUCUUGUGCAGAUUUAAGCUAUCAGGCGGAAAUCUCUAAGGGAAAGUGGAACUGGCAGACCAGACAAGGAACGCAUUCUAAAUAUCUCAGUGAAUAUUUCGGAGAAUAUCAUGCAUCCGCUGUUAGAGUAUUCUUCAAAACAUCCCAAUUUCUCUCUACAGAAAAGAGUGCUUUAUAUGGAGUAACAUCCUUUUUAUCUAAUGCAGGAGGUAUUCUCGGACUGUUUUUGGGAUUUUCCCUGGUUUCACUGAUAGAAAUACUAUAUUUUCUCUCCAUUAAAUUGAUCGAAAAUAAGAGGAAAUAUGGUUACUUGUUGGGUAUUUCGGAAUGAUAUUCUUGAUCUAAUGGGUUCAUUCAUUUUGAAUUGAAAUUAUCUUUCAUUUUAUGUUAUCUUCGACAAAAAUAUUUUUGUAUUCGUAACAAUAAA